UACUGGAUAAAGGCUACGACAAAAACCAUGAUGAUAAUGGAGUCGAGGCGGUGGAGGAUGUCGGAUUUACGAGAAAGGACUGUUGAAAUUUGACAGAGGGCUCGUGUUGAAAACCCGUUCUCGGUUUAUUUUUUUCUUUCAUUCUGUUCGAUUUCCACAUGCUGCGUGGACACUGAAGGCGAGCAGAGGAAAGGGGAGCACCCCACGGAUGCCUCGGAAGGUAAAAACGGGGUCCACCGCUGGCGCUUACAGGCAACAAGACGCAUCUCAUCUCACGGAUGGUAAUAAAGGACAUCCUGAAGAUAGCUCUGGACUGAUGGAUGAGGAUGAAACACAGCUUUAACCCCCCCCUCCACCCGACCACUGUGAAAUAAAGAAAAUCCUGUUUUGAUGGAUUUUUUUAAUCAUUCAUGGUGUAGCCCCAAGGAAACGAGCCUUAGACAGCAAUGUUGAAUCACUGGUCUUGGUAAAUUAUUCAUUAGUGGUGUAGGUAGGCUAUGAUUUUGUAUUGCUUUAAUGUAGCAUUUCCCCUCAUUCACUUUUACAAUGUUUAGUCUUGUGAAACCAUACAUAUAUUUGCAGGUUACAUUUUUAUCGUGUGGUUAUGUAGGCCCAUUUAACAGCCUUUAACAGCCACAUAAGAAAGAGUCAAAGCAGGAGCGCAGGAAAGCUUUCAUAUCAAGGAAAAAAUAAAAAAUAUCUGUGUAGUGAGGGGUUGUCGAGCUGUCUGGGCUUUUAUAAAGAUUUACAUAUUUUCUUGUAAGAGUCUAAAGAGGGGGAGGACGGGGGUGGAAAGAGAGAUAUAAGGAGAAAAAAAAACGACCAAACAUGUUGCCUUCCCAAGAAGCCUCCAAGAUCUACCAUGACAAUUAUAUGCGCAACUCCCGAGCCAUCGGGGUGCUGUGGGCCAUCUUCACCAUCUGCUUCGCCAUCGUCAACGUGGUGGUGUUCAUCCAGCCCUACUGGAUCGGCGACAGCGUCAACACGCCGCAGGCCGGCUACUUCGGCCUCUUCCACUACUGCGUGGGCAGCGGGCCGUCGCCCAGCCGGGAGCUCACCUGCGUGGGCAGCUUCUCCGACUUCAGCUCCAUCCCGUCCGGAGCCUUCAAGGCGGCCUCGGUGUUCGUGCUGCUGUCCAUGGUGCUGAUCCUCAGCUGCAUCGCCUGCAUGGCGCUCUUCUUCUUCUGCAACACCUCCACCGUUUACAAGACCUGCGCCUGGAUGCAGCUGCUGUGCGGAGUGUGCCUGGUGCUGGGUUGCAUGAUCUUCCCCGACGGAUGGGACGCCGAGGUGAUCCGGGACAUGUGCGGGGAGCAGACGGGGAAAUAUUCCCUGGGUGAUUGCUCUGUACGCUGGGCCUAUAUGCUGGCCAUCAUGGGCAUCCUGGACGCCCUCAUCCUCUCCUUCCUGGCCUUCGUCCUGGGCAACCGGCAGACAGAUUUCUAUCUUGAUGAUUUGCAGACAGACAACAAAGAUUUUGCUGUGUCAAGGAUUGAGGUGCGGGACAGAAGAGAGCCAAGGUACGGAGUGCAGCGUCUUCACUGAGGGCAACAAUGGCACUGGACAACUUCUCUCCUCUUCUCUUCUCUUCUCUGUCUGUUUCCUUUCCUCUCCUCUCUUCUCCCCCUCUGCUCUCUUCUUCUCUUCUCUCCAAUGAUCAGGAUAUCAUCCAAUCUUAAUGCAGACACCAAGUGUACAGGAUUCUGUAAGAUAAAAAAAAACAACAAAACACACUGGGAUAAACUAUAUUUUGAAAAAAAAAAGUAUACAAGGUUGUACAGUGCAUUUAACACUCGA
Molecule: messenger RNA, 1797 nt
Organism: Epinephelus fuscoguttatus (brown-marbled grouper)
Lineage: Eukaryota; Metazoa; Chordata; Actinopteri; Perciformes; Serranidae
Product: LHFPL tetraspan subfamily member 4 protein-like
Exons: 4
Coding region: 829-1545 (238 amino acids)
Biological process (GO): gamma-aminobutyric acid receptor clustering; sensory perception of sound
Cellular component (GO): plasma membrane; inhibitory synapse; postsynaptic membrane
Molecular function (GO): GABA receptor binding
Source: RefSeq, a predicted model, not a curated record